UCCGCUCCACUCCUCCAAAGCGCUCGCCAUGGUCUUCAUCGAGAACUGGGACGAUUUCCAAAAGGCCGUCGUCGACCUCUACCAGGUUGCCCCGGACAGGACCAGAUAUCUGGCGAAAUACCGGCAUUGCGAGGGCAAGCUCGAACUCAAGGUCACCGAUGGCCCUGUCUGUCUGAAAUACAAGACGGAUCGGUCCCAAGAUCUGAAGAAGUUCGAGCGGCUGAACCGCAUCCUGAUGUCCAAGAUGCAACAGCGAAAGGAAGUUGAUGCGAUGCAGGUGGACGACAACAUCAUUCCAGCGGAACAAGCGGCACCAAUGGCACCAGUGGCGACAACGGCCUCCCUCCCAGCACCAUCCGCUCCGGCCCCAUCAAAGCCUCAGGCGUCGACCUCCGCCAAGCAGACACCGACAGGAUCGGCUGGCGGACGGAAAGGCAAAAAAAAGAGCCACCGAUAAGCCUGCGUGCUGUGACAUAUUGCACAAUGGCGGUGACACCACCACCACGACCAUCACCGUCACCGUCGCAACUACCACUUUCUUUCCCCCCCCCCUCGGCCCGUCGGUGGUAUUUCCUGUCGCCUGCAACGCCAGCAGCCACCAUCGACAUCUGUGCGUGCUAUUGGGUCAACCUGGAGAUGAAUACAGACAAAUGCAUGCCAUGCAUUUGGAACCUA
This is a messenger RNA of Polychytrium aggregatum, 675 nucleotides long. Its product is annotated as signal recognition particle SRP9 SRP14 subunit. Lineage: Eukaryota; Fungi; Chytridiomycota; Chytridiomycetes; Polychytriales. The coding region runs from base 29 to 457 and encodes 142 amino acids. The transcript is spliced from 4 exons. The record is from RefSeq and is a predicted model, not a curated record. Gene Ontology annotation, molecular function: 7S RNA binding. Gene Ontology annotation, cellular component: signal recognition particle, endoplasmic reticulum targeting. Gene Ontology annotation, biological process: SRP-dependent cotranslational protein targeting to membrane.